Penicillium pulvis is the source of this 849-nucleotide messenger RNA. Its product is annotated as fumarylacetoacetate hydrolase family protein. Gene Ontology annotation, molecular function: acetylpyruvate hydrolase activity. Lineage: Eukaryota; Fungi; Ascomycota; Eurotiomycetes; Eurotiales; Aspergillaceae. Bases 1 to 849 code for a protein of 282 amino acids. The record is from RefSeq and is a predicted model, not a curated record. The transcript has 5 exons.
AUGGUCUCCUUCCUUCAUCUUGUGCGCUUCGAGUGUUCUGAGGAUGGCACAGCCUACUACGCAGACCUGGGACCCAAUGCCGAUGGUCCGCCAAUUCGAGGAACGCAGCUAGGUGCAUUCAAGACUUUUCAAGACCUUGCAAACAAAAGUGGCGAAAAAGAAGUGACUGUCUCUCGCUUGCUGGCGCCACUUCCUCAGGACAAUAUACCGAUAUACUGUGUAGGCCUGAACUACAGAAGCCAUGCAAAAGAGGCCCAGCUUACGAUCCCAUCGUACCCCCCUCUUUGGACAAAGCCGGCAGCAUCCCUUGCGCACCCGAAUGAAGAUAUCCCCGUCAAUGAUUUCUGUGCUAAAAGCCUCCUAGACUAUGAGGGUGAGCUGGUAUUUGUGACCUCCGCCGAGUGUCGCGACAUAUCGCCCAAAGAAGCAGAGGACCACAUUCUAGGCUACACAGUGGGAAAUGAUCUAUCCUGUCGUAUCUUCCAGCUUCCUCAGAAUUCCGGAGGACAAUUCUUUUUCGCCAAGGCAUUCGACCGUUUUGCCCCAAUUGGACCCACUCUGAUUAGCCCAAAGCUGUUCAAGAGCGGUGAUUUCAAUCUUGUCACCAAAGUCAAUGGGGAGGUGCGACAGAAAGCCGAUUUCCAGAAGGAUAUGAUUUUCUCCCCAGGGAGAAUACUCAGUCAUAUGAGCCAAGGCACUACUAUCCCAGCCGGAACGGCAGUGAUGACAGGCACUCCGCAGGGAGUGGGUGCUUUUCUUACGCCGAAAUCAUUUCUGCAGGAUGGCGAUGUUGUCGAGAUUGAGAUGGGAAAGGUCGGAACCUUGAGGAACAAGAUUUAUUUUGAGUAA